Molecule: messenger RNA, 984 nt
Organism: Hirundo rustica (Barn swallow)
Lineage: Eukaryota; Metazoa; Chordata; Aves; Passeriformes; Hirundinidae
Gene: SUMF2
Product: sulfatase modifying factor 2
Cellular component (GO): endoplasmic reticulum
Source: RefSeq, a predicted model, not a curated record
UUGGGGCCCGCGGUUCCUCCGGCAUGGGAACGGCGGCGGGGCUGCUCCUGCUGUGCUGCGGGCUGCUGGGGGCUCAGCGCGCGCUCGGAGAGGAUGGCAGCAUGGUGCAGCUGCCCGGAGGAACCUUCCGGAUGGGGUCGCAGCAGAGGAGGGGCGAGGAGGAGCCCGCCAGGGAGGUGACAGUGAAGCCGUUCGCUCUGGACAAGCACCCGGUGACAAACAGGGACUUCAGGGAGUUUGUUAGAGAAAAGAAAUACAAAACAGAAGCAGAAGCAUUUGGCUGGAGCUUUGUCUUUGAGGAUUUCGUAUCUGAAGAGCUGAAAAAAAAAGUCACCCAAAAACUGGAGUCAGCCCCAUGGUGGCUGCCCGUCGAGAAGGCAUUUUGGAGACAGCCCUCAGGCCCUGGCUCCAGCAUAAAGGACAGGCUGGAUUACCCAGUGCUGCACGUGAGCUGGAACGAUGCUCAGGCCUUCUGUGCCUGGAAAGGGAAGCGGCUCCCGUCGGAGGAGGAGUGGGAAUUUGCUGCCAGGGGAGGACUGGAGCAAAGGAUGUAUCCCUGGGGAAACAAGUUCCAGCCAAACCGUACAAACCUGUGGCAGGGUGCCUUCCCUCGGGGGGACACGGCUGAGGACGGCUACCACGGCGUCUCCCCGGUGACAGCCUUCCCUGCCCAGAACAGCUACGGGCUCUAUGACCUGCUGGGAAACACCUGGGAGUGGACAGCAUCGGAAUUCCUGGCUCCAGGAAGGGCAUCCAGGGCUCAGAACAUGCAGGUGCUGAGAGGGGCCUCGUGGAUUGACACUGCAGAUGGCUCUGCAAACCACAGAGCUCGAGUCACCACCAGGAUGGGGAACACACCAGACUCUGCCUCUGACAACCUCAGCUUCCGCUGCGCUGCCGACGUCCCGCCCGUCCCAGCCUGGAAGAGCCGGAGCAAACCCGAGCUCUGAGGGCUCACUGGGAACACCUCAGGCAUUUUCUCCU